This is a messenger RNA of Aplosporella prunicola CBS 121167, 357 nucleotides long. RefSeq lists its product as uncharacterized. Bases 83 to 310 code for a protein of 75 amino acids. NCBI's taxonomy places the organism in Eukaryota, Fungi, Ascomycota, Dothideomycetes, Botryosphaeriales, Aplosporellaceae. The transcript has a single exon. The record is from RefSeq and is a predicted model, not a curated record.
CAACACUCAAGUCAAUUUUCUUCAUAACAGCAAGAGCUUAACGCAUUCAGGCUUUGAUUGACAGACAGAGACAAUAGAUGCUAUGCAGUCUCGUACCAUGCUCUAUCGCGCACGCUAUGCCACGCUAUACCAUGCCAUACCAUGCAUUACACCAAACAACCCCAGCCUAACAUCAGGCAUACAGCCUUCUUCUCCUCCUCCUCCUCCUCCUCCUCCGCCUCGCCUCCGUAGCGUAAAGAACAAAAAACAAAAAACGUUAAAGAAGAGUCGUGACGUCGUGAACGGAUGUGGCUCAAAAACGACAACGUGAACGAUAUCGAAGACCACCGAAGAUCGUCGAUGAAGAAAUGGACUCGG